GUCCCCGCCCCGCCGCGCCGCGCCGCGCCUCUCGCACCGCACCGCACCGCGCCGCGCCUACCCAGGGAUGUGUAAGCCACAGGAUGCCCAGCAGCACUGGAAAGAGGUUUAAACCUACCAAAUACAUCCCCGUCUCCACCGCAGCUGCCUUGUUAGUGGGCUCGACUACUUUAUUUUUUGUUUUCACGUGCCCGUGGUUAACAAGAGCCAUCUCCCCAGCCAUUCCCGUGUACAAUGGGCUCGUGUUCUUGUUUGUACUUGCAAACUUCAGCAUGGCAACUUUCAUGGACCCUGGAGUUUUUCCACGAGCAGAUGAAGAUGAGGAUAAAGACGAUGAUUUCCGAGCUCCGCUCUACAAGAACGUGGAGAUUAAAGGAAUCCAAGUACGGAUGAAAUGGUGUGCCACUUGCCACUUCUACCGCCCACCACGCUGCUCCCAUUGCAGCGUCUGCGACAACUGUGUUGAGGAUUUUGAUCAUCACUGCCCAUGGGUGAACAAUUGCAUAGGACGGAGGAACUACCGAUAUUUUUUUCUCUUCUUGCUGUCCUUAAGCACGCACAUGGUUGGAGUGUUCACUUUUGGGUUGAUCUUUGUUUUAAACCAUGUGGAAAAGCUGGGGGCAGCUCACACCACCAUUACUAUGGCUGUCAUGUGUGUUGCUGGACUGUUCUUUAUUCCAGUCAUUGGUCUCACAGGUUUCCACAUCGUCCUAGUGGCCCGAGGGCGCACAACCAACGAACAGGUGACGGGUAAGUUCCGUGGGGGUGUGAACCCUUUCACUCGAGGAUGCUGUGGAAACGUGGAACAUGUGCUCUGCAGUCCUCUGGCUCCCAGGUACAUUGCUGAGCCAAAGAAAAAGCAGGCUGUGAGUGUGAAACCUCCUUUCCUCAGACCAGCUCUAUGUGAGCGACAGAUCACGGUGAAGAUAAGUGAUAAUGGGAUCCAAGCCAAUCUUAACCGCAGCAAGUCUAAAAUUAGCCUGGAGGGUCUGGAGGAUAAAACCAUGGAUGUGCAGCCACCUCUGCCACCCAAAGGAGAUCCAAGCAAGUACUCAGAAUUAAAAGGGCAACUGGGGACCAGUGAAGAAGGUAGUCUUUCACCCAAAAUGAUCAGCCCCCCCACUCCUGCUAUGUAUAAGUAUCGACCAGCGUUCAGCAACAAUCCCAAAGUCCACUACCACGCUGCAGCUGAGCAGAUCACCAUGCAGGAGGGGCAUAGUCAAGGUGUUAUGAUAGAAGAGGAUGGCAGGAGCCUUGAUUACCAAUCAGAGCCCAACCUGGACAUCCCUAACUACAGGAAGAGCUCCCUGCACAAGACUUAUCAGUCCUCACCAAUUCAGAUAGACUCCUUUGCCAUCAAUUCACGAUCCCUGAGCCUGAAGUCUGCCAGCAAAAGAGGAACAGAUAAAGUGCCCCUUCACCCAAUAAAGUCAGAAGGGGCUGCUUCUACUCCGUACAAAAGCAUCUUUUCCCCCAAUUCCCUGUCCAACAGAAAUGGAAGCCUUUCUUAUGACAGCUUGCUAAAUCCUAUGUCCCCCUCGGGAAGGAAAUGCGUCGCCCAUUCUGCAGUUGGCUCCAUUGGGUACCAUUCACCAUAUCUGUCAGCCAAAAUGUGCCAUCUCCGGGGGAGUGAGCUACAGCGCCAGCCACCACAGAGCUUCAGCCCGGUGCUUGGGAGCCCAGCUUCACAUCAACGGGACCCCUCUCCAGUACGCUAUGACAACCUCUCGAAAACCAUCAUGGCCUCCAUCCAGGAGAGGAAAGAAAUGGAAGAAAGGGAGAAGCUCCUCCACUCGCACCCAGAUUCAGUGUUUGCAGACUCUGGUGUCUAUGACACCCCUAGCUCUUAUAGCCUUCAGCAAGUCAGCAUGCUGUCUGAAGACCCUCGCAGCAUGGCAAUGAGAUAUGGAUCUAGAGACAAUCUGAUAUCUGCUACCAGUUUUAGCACAAGGAACCCUUUACUGCAGUCCUCGGUGUCUUCACUUUCGAGUGCAAUGACAAGGGCACCAAGGACUUCCACAACUUCCCUUCAAGCUGAUUUAGCUAAUAACAAUGUCCAGUCUCAUCAGGCCCUACAGGGCAGGGUGAGCAAUGGCUCCUACAAGUCACCAGGCCACCAGGUCCCAUCAUCUCCUACGGGGAUGCCUAGAUCGCCCUCUUAUGGAGGUCCGAAGGCCGUCUCAUUUGUUAACACUGUGGAAAUUACAGAGGUGCAGUCGGUAGGAGCACAAAGGGAGGACAUGCAGAUGAAGACACCUCACAGUAAAAUAAAUGGACAGCCAAAAGGAAUUUCCAGGGCAGAUUGUCGACUGGGUUCAACAUCUAGUUCCCAAGGGACCCCAGUCAGUCCUGCUAGACACUCAAACGUUAAGAAGGUAUCUGGAGUUGGUGGAACAACCUAUGAAAUUUCAGUGUAAAAUAAAAUAAAAGAGCCAUCCACUAAGCCAGCCAUGAAGCUAGGUGCACUGUGAAGACUCAACAACAACAGCAAAGGAGCAGCUGCUGCCAGUGUCCUUUUAAUUGUUGUCCUCAUCUUUUUUUUUUUUUUUUUUUUUUUUGGCCAAAACCCAGCUGCGGGGAGGGAACAGAACUGUACAGUCCAUCAGACACUCUCAAACUGACGGUCGGGAACUGGCUAUCACCUAGCACCACAACCAGAGAGAUUAUUUCUUUCAUGAAAGAGAGCGAAAAAGCCAUCGUGCACUUGUCUGUCACACAAACCGGUUGUGUAGAAGUUGUGCUGUGAUAUAGUACACUUAAUAUGGGGUCACUAUAUUUUCCCCACCCAUACCCCCAACUUUUCUGGCCAGCAGAGUCUCUUUGGAGCUAGAGGCCUGACUGCUUCUUCCUAUGGACACGGAAGCCAGGCUUCCCAAGUUUCACAGUCUGCGUGUGUGAGAACUGCCAUUUGUCCUCCAAGCAUUAAUGUCGGCGUUAUUACUCCUCCUUCAGUGGAACAGGGCAGGAGUGCAGCAGCCCUCAAACCUCAUGUAGUGUUUUCAAGUCUCUCUGCUCUGACUCGGGUUCAGGAGGAGAGAAAGGAUAACAACAGCUUCUCACUGUCAGUCAUUCGCCUUCCUGUGUGUGAAAUCCUGUGUGCGCGUGUUUGUGUCUCGUGAAACAGGACUGCCACAUAAGUAAGGAUUUUCUAUUCUUCUCUGUGGUUCUCUCUGUUUUUAAUGGUUCUUGUACUCAGAGAACCAAGUGUAUAAGGAAAGAAAUGUUUGAAUGGAAAACUAAAUUUUGAAUAGCCAGAGACUGCCUCCCUCCCUCAUUUUUGCCUAUUGAAUUUAGGCAGUAAUGUGGUUUAUUGUCUUGCACUGGUGCAGUGUAUAAAGCCUUGCAGCAAGGUUAUCGUGAUCUGUUGAAUAUCCAGUGCGUGUGAUGGAGCCAAGCACAUGCUUAGAGGUUAUAAGUUUGUUGCCUGCCUAAUGACUAGUGUGUUCCCACCAGCCCUCAGUGUUGAACCGAAUUUUUCAGUAUCAGUAAAGUCCACUGAGUUAUCUGGGGCCUUCUUCUUCUGUCCCUAGAAACCAUUGCUUACCUUAAUAGGUUUAAAAGCAACAUUAUUUUAAGAACCAAAAGAAAAGCUAGUGUACAGGUUCUGGGUAAACCAAUUUUGUGACAAAUCCAUUUUUAACCACCUUUAGAGAUUUGUAAUACAGAGAUCUGGAGCACUGUUAACUGGGAAGAUCAUAUAUGCAAUUAAGAAUAUCCUGAAUGACUGCAGCUGAAGUCAGAUGGAAUGAUUACUUACCUCUGAGCCAGUCCGAUAGCAUAUGAAAUCUCUGUUUCUUGGCUGUUUUUUCCGGUAAAAGGUUUCUGCUGGACAUCUAAAUUCAUCUCCCUUCAGAGUUUUAAUAAUGCCUCCUUUGCAGUUUAUGUUUAAAAAGGGAAGAUUUCCAGAUAUUGACAGAGAUUCAGAAUUUGUUUAUCCCUAAAUACAUAUACUUAUGUAUAUAGCUAUGUAGCUAAUUGUUUUCAUUAACAUCAAGAUUUAUUGUUCCUUGAGAAAUGUUGUUGUUGGCUUUGCCUUGCUUAACACUUCUCUCUUGAUUUGAUAAAUCUUGAUACCUCCCACAAUAUCUGCUUAGUCUCUCCUUGGUCAACCAGCCCUCGUGUGGAGAAGAUGGAAAGCAUCGUGGGAUCAAUCGUGCUUCUGCAUCAUUUGAAGAGAGGAAUCGGAAAAGCAGUAUUGUGAUAGUGGACAGACAACCAGAUACAGGUUUGCAGUCAAUACGACAGAAAAGGCCUGGUGACUUUUUGAAUGGCGUACAACAGGGAUAUCACAGAGCAGAGAAGCAAUUGCUCUUCUAAACAUCUUUGGUACAAUCGUGUCUAGAAUAUCACCUUUAGUUCCAGGCACUUUAUUUCCAAAAAGAUGCUGGCAAAUUGGAUCGUGCUCAAAUGGGAACAGCAACUAUAAACAGAACUGGAGAGGCAGGUUCACAAGAAGAUUAAAAGGGCUAGACUGUGUCAUUAAUUAAGCAAUGAUUAUGGGAAGUGGGUUUGAUAUGUUUACGUAUUUUUAACUUAAUGGAUGUAAAACCAAAGGUGAAACAUGGGGUUAUCACUGGUAGUAAAUGGGUUAAGUUAAAAGGGAAAAAAAAUGACUAACAGGGGAAAGGGCUGUGGAGUAGUCUUCCAAGGCAGGGUACUGGAAGCAUGACCACUUGGAACUUUUAAAACUGAACUAGUCAAAACAGUUGAAAGUUUUUGAUAAAUUGCAAUCUUGCACUGGCACGGGGCUGGACCAGAUAACCUGAGAGCUUCCUUCCACCUUCAGUUUCUACUAAUUUUCGAUUCCAAUCUGAAUGUAACUCCACUCCACAUGUGGUGAAAAUCAAUCCUGCACACAGGAUUAGUACAAGGCUUUACAUAUCUCUACAGGCAUAUUUACUCACACUGAAGCCCUCAAUGUAGGAGCUAAAUGGCACGUACAUUGUGUUGCUAAUCUGUAUUGGGACAAAUUUCACUCUGUAGGGUUAUAAAGCAAGCUAUGCAAGCAAACCUUUAAUAUUGUACCCAUUAGCAUUAAAAAUCUGCAUCUCUGUGACAUUUUUACAAUUACAGUGAAAAGUAGAAAAGUCCAUGGAAGAGCUGAAGGGCAAAAGGGCCUUUGAAAUUGCUAUAUAAGCUCACGGGCAAGGAUUGUCCAAUAAAACUAAACAUAGCACUCUCUGUAUAAACCUUUUAAAGCCCUUGCAGCCAGUGUUAUUUUGGUAUAUCUCAGGCAGGAAGAUGAAGAAAAAAUAAAUACAUGGGAUAAUUAGAUUCAGAUGCAAAUUCUACAUAAGUUUUGUGAAGAGCAGAAUUGAAAUUCAUCCGGCAUAUUCAUAGGCUAAUGAUAGUACCAAAAUUCUUCUUUGAGGCUUGCAUAAAGACUAAGAGUAGCACAAAUGGCCUGGAGGCUAGAGCAAAUUAUUCCAGUCUUCCUGGAAAUAGGAAUCUAUGCAGAACAGUUACCAUAGGAUUGCAGGGCACCUGUUCCCAUCUAAGGCUCUGGUCCCCCAGGUGAAUCCACAGGAGCUCCAGCGCUGGCUUGCAUGUUCCAGUGGCAGGAUCUAGCCCCCUGUCACCUUUACAAGAUUGCCACAGUUAAUGUCCUUCAGACAGCCUCUGCAUUAUCAAGAAAUUACUGCUUUUACCCACUAUUUUUCUAUUUUUAUUAGCACUAAGGGCCAUCUCCUCUGCUGAUGUAAAUUGGUGCUGCUUUGUUUACAUUGAUUCGGCCCACACCAAUUUCCUGCAGCUAAGGAUCCAGUCCAUUCAGUCCUAACAGAAAACUCUGGUGCAGGUUUAACAUUUUGUAAAGUAGCUCUUUUUUUUUUUUUCUUGCUUAACACAUAUUUCGAAAGUCUUAAAUCUUUUGAUUAGGUUUUUAUUUUUAGCUGUGAGUUGUAUAUUAAGCCUAUUAGUUAUUUAAAAAAAACACCAGUGGUUUUCAUUUAGUUUAUGCGUCAGUUUUCAUUGUAUAUCAGAUGAUUAUUAGCAUCGCUUCACUGUUUGUUCACUUUCAUGUAAUACUCAGUUUCAUAUUAGUACAGUCUGUCUUGAAAGAGUCAGAUGUUGAUACAAUUAAUUGUACAAUAUAUAGAUGAAUAUGAAAUUAAAUAUACCUUACUCCAUGGGUGGGUGAGAGAGGAGAUGUUUUUACUUGAAGCCUUAAUAUUUUCCUAUUUUAUUUCUUUGUGUGUUGGCUUAAUAGGAAAGCUGUAAUAGCAAUGAAUUUCAAAUGCCAGGCCAAAUUCUGCUGUGGCUUAUAGGUGGCAUUUGGCCCUGUAUGUCGAAAACUAGAUGCAGAAAUAACUUAGGAGUGAGCAAAGUUUUUAUAUUCUCAGAAGCAAAAAUUCUUGGGACUGAUUAUUUUCAUGCAGAUGGCUAACAACAUUUGAGAUGCAUCACCCCAUGAGAAUUUGUAUUAAAGAAAUCUCUAAGUCUUGCAUUAUCAAGGGAAUUGAUAACAAGAAGCAUACAACUAUCACAAGUUUGUAUUUUCCUUUUAAAUUAAAAAAAAAAAUCAAGUUAUUUAUUUUGGUUGACCUCAGCAGUAAAAGUGGCUCAGACCUCUGCUUCAGGGGCUAAAAUCGGAUGUGUGGCAAACGUUUUUCUUUAUGUUGUUAUUUCAAAAACACAAACCAAGGGUUACACAAACUUUGCUGAAGACAAUUGUAUCUGGGGCAGGGGGAAGAGGGAGGCUCCUUGGAUGAUGGCUGUACUCCUAAAAAGCCUAAAUAAUGUGGAAAUUGGAAUGUGGUUUGUUUUGAACUAUAUAGCCUUUUGGUGAGGCAAGGGGGGGCAUUCACUGUUGUUGUCACAUGGACGGUAUGGGAAGUUUAUGUUGACAUGUUUAUAUGGUCUGUAUUUCACCUGUUUUGCCAUCUUGAAUUGUUGGAAUGUAUCUGUGCAGGCUUUGUGGAGCUCUGUCUGUAAUAAUUGUUGUGGCUCUCGUAAUACAUAUAUAUUUUUUAAAC
Molecule: messenger RNA, 6974 nt
Organism: Alligator sinensis (Chinese alligator)
Lineage: Eukaryota; Metazoa; Chordata; Crocodylia; Alligatoridae
Gene: ZDHHC8
Product: zinc finger DHHC-type containing 8
Exons: 11
Coding region: 84-2417 (777 amino acids)
Biological process (GO): protein palmitoylation
Molecular function (GO): palmitoyltransferase activity
Source: RefSeq, a predicted model, not a curated record